AUGCCUGGUGACACUCAUGCAAUUGACGUCCCCUGUACAUUACAUUUUACCUCAGGAGACCUCAUGAACGAGUUUACUAGGCCACACCUACAAAUCAGUCGUCCAGAGCCAACGAGGAUCGGCGCUGUUCCAUACGUUACCAAUUACAGUCGCCCUCAGAGCCAGCACAAUGGUCAGGUCGGGAGCCCACUGAGCCCUAACUUUAUCCCGUCGCCGGUGAGCGAUAUCACACUUCUCCCUUCGCCUCAGGAUACGUACAAUGUCGAUGUGGAUACGACAGGAGAACAGGUUAAGGUACAGCAACCACAGGCAACCGCCCUACCACAACAAGGCCCCCGAUUGUUUAGAUCGUUCGGAUCAUUCGACCAAGCUCAUUCUAGCGAGGGGCAGGAUGGUCUGCCGCACGAAUACGAUCUUCUCAAUGCCUGGUGCCGUUUCCGGCGACGCGUGCAUCGGCCGCUGGCCGAAUGGCUGGGUUCGACACUUUUCAUGAUCAUCGGACUGUCUGGUAGCUUGGUGCACUUGACGUCGCACGAAUCCACCACCGAUAGGUUGGGCGAGUAUCUUGGAUGGGGGCUCGGAGUCAUGAUAGGUGUGUACGUUGUCGGGGGUUCUUCAGGCGCGCACCUCAACCCCAUAGUAACGAUCAUGUUCACGGUGUUCCGCAACUUUCCUGUUGUGACUGGAGUUCAGUAUAUUGUUGCACAGCUACUCGGCUCCUUCACUGCCUCAGCCAUCGUGCUGGGCCUCUAUCACGACGCCAUUGAUCAGUACGACGACAGCACGAAGGGAACAAAGGCUGGGAUAGCAUUCUAUACAUCCCCACGGCCGGGUUUGAGCCUGGUGACUGCACUGCUGACUGAAUGUGUGGGCACCGGGAUCCUCUGUAUGGUCGUGCUCGCGCUGAACGACCCGCGAAACAUCCCACGUCGCACCGGCAUGCAUGCUGUCGUUAUGGCUCUCGUGGUUACUGGUCUAUGUCUGGCAUUUUCCUACAACACGGGCACCUGCCUCAACCCGGCACGCGACUUUGGGCCACGGCUGCUUGUAUGGGCCGCGGGUGUUAGCGACAGCAACGUCUGGACCGUGAACACUUAUUGGUGGGCCUGGGGUCCGUGGUGCAGCACCAUUGCCGGCGGUGUGAUAGGCGCCUGUAUUUAUGACCUUUUCAUCUUUGUCGGCCCCGAGAGUCCCGUUAACUUUCCGCGUGGGUACCUCGGAAACCACAUCAGAGCUGUUCGAGAAAAAAUCGCUCCUGGGAAAACGUCGACAAGGACUUGUGUGGACGUUGAAAAUGGAGAACUUGUCCAUGUUCAGUCCUCGAUGACGACGAACCACGAUCAUGAGACUCGGUGA
Messenger RNA from Exophiala spinifera, 1356 nucleotides. RefSeq lists its product as uncharacterized. Gene Ontology annotation, molecular function: water channel activity; glycerol channel activity. The record is from RefSeq and is a predicted model, not a curated record. Bases 1 to 1356 code for a protein of 451 amino acids. Gene Ontology annotation, biological process: water transport; glycerol transmembrane transport. The transcript has a single exon. Lineage: Eukaryota; Fungi; Ascomycota; Eurotiomycetes; Chaetothyriales; Herpotrichiellaceae. Gene Ontology annotation, cellular component: plasma membrane.